This is a messenger RNA of Uranotaenia lowii, 2055 nucleotides long. RefSeq lists its product as uncharacterized. The record is from RefSeq and is a predicted model, not a curated record. The transcript has 2 exons. Gene Ontology annotation, molecular function: nucleic acid binding. Lineage: Eukaryota; Metazoa; Arthropoda; Insecta; Diptera; Culicidae. Gene Ontology annotation, biological process: DNA integration. The coding region runs from base 1 to 2055 and encodes 684 amino acids.
AUGGUCAUGCAGCAGCUCUGGAUACUACCAUGUGGAUGGGACGAUCCAGUGCCGGAAAGCCUACAAGAGAAAUGGAGAAAUUAUUGCCAAGAUUUGCCCAAAAUAUCCGCAUUCCGUGUUCAACGAUACGCCUUUCUGCCAAACUCUAAGGUACAACUGCACACAUUCACCGAUGCUUCCGAAGCCGCAUACGGGGCAUGCGUUUACGCACGAUGUGCAGAUUCCAAAGGCAACGUCAGAGUUCAGCUACUCGUCUCGAAGUCCAGACUAGCUCCACUGAAGAAAUCUAACAUUGCUCGUCUCGAAUUAUGUGCUGCAGCGCUCGGCGCUCACCUUUACGACCAUGUCAAACGAGCCCUCGAUCUAGAAAUUGAGGCUUCCCACUUUUGGACGGAUUCCACCGUAACGCUGCAUUGGCUGAAAGCUCCCCCACACAACUGGAAGACAUACGUGGCGAACAGAGUAGCUGAGGUACAUCAUCACACCCAAGGUUCGCAGUGGCGACAUGUUCCGGGAACCGACAAUCCAGCUGAUUUCGUUUCGCGCGGCAUGACAAUUGAUGAAUUACUCCGCUCCGAAUGCUGGAACAACGGACCUAACUGCCGAUCCUUAACAAUCGACGAACUGCGAAUUGCAAAAAUACGCCUCACUCGUUUAGCACAGGAAGAUGCCUUCAGCGAUGAAAUUCGGGAACUUGAAAAGGGAAAAAAUGUGUCAAGAAAGUCCUCCAUCCGGCUGCUGAAUCCUAUCCUAGACUCCGAGAGAAUAUUGAGGGUUGGAGGUAGACUAAACUUGUCCCAGUUGCCCUAUCACACCAAACACCCUGCCCUGCUCCCUAUCAAUCAUCCCUUCACUCGCAUAGUUGCUCAAUAUUACCACCUUAAGCUCCUUCACGGCGGCGGGCGUCACUUGCUCGCUACGAUUCGCCAAGAAUUCUGGCCACUAAAUGGCCGCCGAUUGGUGCGAAGCAUUGUACGCAAUUGCUUUCGCUGCACCCGUUUGAAUCCAGAACCAGUACAACAACAAAUAGGCCAACUACCGGCACAGCGAGUAGUUCCAGGAAGACCGUUCGAAGUCACAGGCGUUGACUAUGCGGGCCCGCUCUAUCUCAAGCCAGCACAUUUCCGAGCACCAGCGCUGAAAGCGUACAUCUGCAUUUUUGUAUGCUUCACAACGAAGGGCGUCCACAUAGAGCUCGCUAGCGACUUGUCCACCCACACAUUCCUGAAUGCUCUUCGCCGUUUCAUCGCCCGACGCGGCAAGCCUGCCCACCUACACUCCGACAAUGGGAAAAACUUCGAGGGUGCAAAAAAUGAGCUCAUCGAACUGUACCGGAUGCUGAACAACACCAAGAACCGGGACCAAAUUGAGAACGUCUGCGCCUCCGAAGGAAUUCAGUGGCACCUCACUCCCCCAAAGGCCCCACACUUCGGCGGAUUGUGGGAGGCAGCAGUGAAGGUCGCCAAGAAGCAUUUAUUUCGCCAGCUCGGGCCCACCAAACAAUCGUUCGAAGACAUGGCCACCGUACUGGCAGAAAUCGAAUCCAUAAUGAACUCACGCCCACUGCUCCCGAUUACUGACGAUCCAGAAGACCUCGACAUCCUUACGCCUUCGCACUUCCUCAUCGGCACCACUGCAACAGCCUUGCCCGACCCAGACGUCUCCACUGUUCCUGUUAACCGGCUGACCCACUAUCAGCAGCUCCAGCAGCAUGUCCAGCAAUUUUGGGUCCGUUGGCGAGACGAAUAUUUGGCCGAGCUUCAGCGAGAUUCCAGGCACCGUAGCAGAAACAACGAAAUCACCCCGGGACGAAUGGUCAUCGUAGUAGACGAGCUGCAGGCUCCCCUUAGGUGGCCACUUGCGAGAAUCACAGCAGUUCGACCAGGAAAAGACAACAUCGUCCGUGUUGUCUCGCUCCGAACAGCGAAAGGAAUAAUCACACGACCAGUCACCAAAAUCUGCUUGUUGCCGUUCUCCGCUGCCACCACCGACGCAGAAGGAUGUCCAGCGACCAGCAACCAAUCAGCAGAGGAAAUAGCAGCGAAUUUAGUGUAG